Messenger RNA from Micromonas commoda, 679 nucleotides. RefSeq lists its product with no specific name. Gene Ontology annotation, molecular function: calcium ion binding. The transcript has a single exon. Bases 51 to 425 code for a protein of 124 amino acids. The record is from RefSeq and is a predicted model, not a curated record. NCBI's taxonomy places the organism in Eukaryota, Viridiplantae, Chlorophyta, Mamiellophyceae, Mamiellales, Mamiellaceae.
CGCGCUUCGCGCACGGCACGGGCCUCGGGCGCGCGCGCGGUGCCCCAAAAAUGGGCUGCCUGGCGUCGAAGGAGCUACCCACGAACGCCCCCGCUGGCCGUGGACCGAGCGCGCUGGAUCAGGAGCUGUGGAAGAGCACGCAGGAUCUCUUCAACCGCCUGGAUCGUGACAGAGAUGGGAGAAUAACCGUGUACGAGCUGAGGGAGGGGGCGUUGCGGGAGCUGGAACUGGACACGACGGCGACGGAGUGCGCGACGUUCAUUGGAGAGUUUUCCAACGACUCGGCGGCGAUGGACUUUCCGGACUUUCUUGAGGUGAUGUGCUCAGGCGCUGGGACCCCCGAGGAAGUGCUUCUGAGGAGGUUCAACUCGGUCAGGAAAAAACUCGAGUACAACUCGGAGGAUUCGUGCAGCCGAGCGGGGUGAUGUAUUACACGCCCUCGAGGACUCGACGACGCAGAGCCGGACCCCGCGAUAUUAUCAGAGCGCACGAAGACGGGGUCGGCUCGGGCAGUUGUGGCAAACCUGCCUCAUAACAAAACCUCGCAACGAAAGCAGUUGUGGCCAACCUGCUGUACCAAAACCGCACGCAAAUAAUCGCAGAGUACUUUAUUAACAGUCGAUGCCGGCGGGCGAGGCGUCCGCUAGCUAGGUGUAAUACCAACACGACACAUCUCUCA